Fomitiporia mediterranea MF3/22 is the source of this 1668-nucleotide messenger RNA. RefSeq lists its product as uncharacterized. Lineage: Eukaryota; Fungi; Basidiomycota; Agaricomycetes; Hymenochaetales; Hymenochaetaceae. The record is from RefSeq and is a predicted model, not a curated record. The coding region runs from base 1 to 1668 and encodes 555 amino acids. The transcript has 8 exons.
AUGACGACGACGACAAUGAUGAAGGGCCGAGGCCCUCAGGUUCUGGAGGCACUUCUUCAGCCAGACAGCCUAGUGGAUCUUCUGGAGGAACUAUGGGAGGCAAUGUGGGGUGCAAACGGACAUGCAGGCGCGUCCUCACAUGCACGACCUUCCAACGAGCGCAGGCGCUCGAUUAUCGAUGCCCCCACCAGCUGGGAGGCGUAUUUGCAACGCGGCAGUGCAUUCCCUCUCUACGAUCAGUCAGGAAGUGCCGAGAACGCAUACACAGGUGGAUCCUCACCUUGGAGCCACGAGAGCCUGUUCGAAGACGAUGCAGAUCUGAGCUCCUCUUGUUCGACAGGGCCUGUCUUUAUGCAGCUUCGUCGUCAGGCAGCGUCUGAUGACUCAGGAUCCUCUCUUUUCGAGCUCGUCGAGAUAGAGACGAUCCCUACACCCGAGUUGCCGAACUUUUCACCACAACAUAUCGGCCCCCAAGCACUCAGAACGCGUGUUACUCGUCCCUUCCUUGUACCUCGGAGCGGACGCAUACAUCGUACUCCAUACAGAGCACCCAGUGGAGUGGGCCUCGGUCUGUUUAACGUGCCCGCGCUCGCAUUUAUACAUGCUGGUACCAUUUCGGCAGCGUCGCCGCCGCCGUCUCCGCCUGCUGCAGCGAUGACGAGCACUCUCCCCUCUGGACAAAGGAGGGAAACGAGAGCGCAACGUCCUUUACUUCGUCGCCUUCCUGUAGCCGUCGCGGAACUCGUGGAGGCGGGCAAACGCUCCUACAACCAUGCCAGGCCUGGCUGCAAGGAGGCGAAGUGGCCAGCGAGCAAGAGUGCACCACAGGGUGUUGACCUCGGGAUGACUAAUGCCUCGCAGCUGUCGAGCCUCCAUCCGAGAAGUGUGGAGUGUAGAUCCACUCGUGAGACGCUAGAGCCGACACGGAUCCGUGAGGAUGCCGCCGGGCUUGUGUGGGACACAAGCAUGGGAGGAGGGGGAUCCGGUACACAGGACGUACUGGAAUGGGCUGAGGUAGUCGGCGCGAUGCAACGUCAAGGAGGUAAUAUGCAUUCCUCGUCAUUGGGUGACUUCCGAGUAUUGACAUAUAGGUCGGAUAAUCUUGGCAGGAUGUUAUCGCUGAAGACGAGCUGGUACUCGGGGGACGCGAUUGUCGAGGAGGAGUUGGCUCCUCUCUUCUUGACGUUGUGCCCCUCGGGACGAACGGCGGGAUGUGAUCUUCGAGAAGGAGCUGGCUUCUCUCUUCUUGUUGAUUGCGUCCCCAAGGCGAGCGAGCGGGAUGCAAUCUACAGAGAGCUGGCCCUCUUUGCGCAACUCAGUCAGCAAGAAGGACAUUUGGAAGUUGUAUUCCCCAGGAUCAACACAAGUCGGAGGAUAUCGGCAGGAUACAACGUCACAGAGGAUGGUUCGCUGAGGGCGGGCUGGUUUCCCUUUAUGUCGGGCCUCGUGGUCGAGCAGCAGGCUGUGAUCGUCUGGAAGGAGCUUGGUUCCUUUUCCUCUGUCGUCUCUUCCACGUACGAGUGGCAAGAUGCAAACUUUGAAGGAGGAGGAGCUGAUCCCCCUAUUUGUUCGCUGCUCCCCCCAGACACGCAGCAGGCUACAAUCGUCCAAGAGGAGCUGGCUGCCCUACUUGUCAACUGUGUCUCUGAUGCAAGCAGUAGGAUAUAA